This is a messenger RNA of Gopherus evgoodei (Goodes thornscrub tortoise), 3071 nucleotides long. RefSeq names its product nuclear factor interleukin-3-regulated protein-like. Gene Ontology annotation, cellular component: nucleus. Lineage: Eukaryota; Metazoa; Chordata; Testudines; Testudinidae. The record is from RefSeq and is a predicted model, not a curated record. Gene Ontology annotation, molecular function: DNA binding; DNA-binding transcription factor activity. Gene Ontology annotation, biological process: circadian rhythm; regulation of DNA-templated transcription. The transcript is spliced from 2 exons. The coding region runs from base 957 to 2294 and encodes 445 amino acids.
GAAGCCGCCUCUCUCUUUUCGUCUGCUCCCCUCUGCCCAGGGUGGAUGCGCCCGGGCCGAUUGCCCUGCCACUGCCCGUACGUGCCACACUGCAGCUGCCCUGACAGUCCAAGCAGGGGCACUGGCAAGGUGUUCCCUCCUCCUCCUCCUGGACUUGACACGGCUCCCGCCUGCCUCCCGCCUCACAUCCCACAACAUCCGCAGCCCAGCCGCGUUGCCGCAGCCAGCCUCCCGGCGCGGGACACGGGCGCCAGAGCUUUGCAGAGCGCCCGGCAGGCACGGAACGGACCCAGCUGAGCCUGAACUGCCCGCCGGAAUCCCACAGCCCCUAGCAGAAGGGCAGCUCCUCCAGGUACCCAGAAGAUGGUCCACAGGUGCCCAAUGUACCUGCUGGUGCCUGAGGGUGCCCAUCGCGGCUUGUUGGUCGCAGCCGGAGGGCCACUCAUGGCAGCAGCUUGCCCGGCUACCGGGAUUGUUAACUGCUUGGGCUGAGGAGCUAGUGAGAAUCGUCCGUUCCAGUGGCAGAGAUCUGGGGUGCAUUAUCCCCGUGGCAGAGAUCCGGGGUGCAGUGUCCCAGUGGCAGAGAUCCAGGGUGCAGUGUCCCAGUGGCAGACGUCCGUGGGCCCAUAUCCUGGUGGCAGAAAUCUGGUGCGUGCUAUUCCUGUGGCAGAGAUCUGGGACACGUUAUCCCCGUGGCAGAGAUCCAGGGUGCAGUGUCCCGGUGGCAGACGUCUGUGGACCCAUAUCCCCGUGGCAGAGAUCUGGGGCGUGCUAUUCCUGUGGCAGAGAUCUGGGGCGCAUUAUGCCCGUGGCAGAGACCCACGGGUGAGUUCUUGAGCCAUCUCUAACCUCAGCAUCUCGACCCUUCCCCGGCGACUAUCCUGGGCGCUCUGAGGGUGCCGAAGGAAUAUCGGGGGUCAGAGCCGGGGUGACCUGGGUUCUAUUUCUGGCCUGCAAUGGAGGGUCUCAGCUCGCCUGGCCAGUGCAUGGCAGGGGGCGUCCCCCCGGAGGGCGUGAUGCAGCGGGCCCGGGCGCUGAAGGGCAAAGCCAGCGCCAGCUUCCGGCGUAAGCGGGAGUUCAUCUCGGACGAGAAGAAGGAUGCCAGCUACUGGGAGAAGCGCCGGAAGAACAACGAGGCGGCCAAGCGCUCGCGGGAGAAGCGGCGCUUCAACGACCUGGUGCUGGAGAGCCGGGUGCUGGCGCUCAACGAGGAGAACCUGCGCCUCAAGACGGAGCUGCUCCAGCUCAAGCUGCGCUUCGGGCUGAUCAGCACCGCCGCCUUCGUGGAGAAGAGCCACCAGCUGAGCGCCGCCAGCCGGGAGCACGGUGGGGGCAGCAGCGGCUACUCCAGCGCCUCCUCCCGGGCCCAGCACUCGGAGGACUCGUCCGAGACGGAGCAGUCCGGCCGGGACGCCGCCGGGGCCAAAUACUCGCCGCGGGGCUCCCUCUCCGACAUGUCCGACGGCUCCUCCCGGGACAGCCCGCUGCCACGGACGCCGGGGGAGGCGCAGGCUGUGAGCAGGGCCCGGGGGGAUGAUGUGGCGCUGUGCCCCCCCGAUCCCCAGGCCCCGGCCUCCCGGGGCGUCAUCCUCUUCAGCGCCAACGGCUUCACCGCGGUGGAGCCACCUCAAGCCUGGGAGGCGCAGGGGAGGGGGGACGGGCCAGAGGAGGAAGAAGAGGAGAAGGCCCUGGGGAGCUAUGCCCAGCAGAUUCCCGGGGGUCGCCAUGGCAACUCUGAGGCCUAUUGCCAGCAGGGGGAGCUGCAGGGCCCCCCCGAGGCGUAUGGCUGCCCACGGGCCGAGGGCUACGGCGCCCCUGCUGGCUUCCUUGGGGAGGAGGAGGCGCGGGAGGCCAGGCCGGAGCCCAUGGAGAUGGCGGUCGAGCCAAGUUCCCCCUUUGCGGGUUACUCCAGCGAGGAGAGUGGGGAGGAGCCCGGCUGGGGGUGCCUGCCCGCCCCCUACCCGCCCACUCCGGACGUCAAGCUGGCCGCCCUGCCCCACAAGCUGCGCCUCAAAUGCCGGGCCCACAGCAGCGGUGGCCAGGACCUGGGCCCUGAGCCUGGCGCCACCGGCUGCCAGCAGGAGGCGCCAGCCGACUGGGAGAGCGAGAGGCACGAGGAGAUGGCGGCCCUGGUGCGGCAGGCGCUGCUCCUCAACGGGCACCCCCCCGCUGCUGGCGCCCUGGACAGCCUCCUCUACUGCAGCCCCCCACCCCCCUCAAACAGGCCCGAGCCUGAGGACUUCGCUGGAGGGUGGAGGGGAAGUUGCCACAAUGAGGGCACCAGGCCCAUAUGAGCAUUGCCCCCGAGCAGGGCACGGACCUUGAACAGCUGCUGCCUGGGCAGGGGACGUGGACAAAGCCAGCACUGACUGUCCUGCUGGCCCUGGGGACCUGCCCGGCUGGGAUCCAGUGAGCAGAGAGAUCCCUGUCCUGCUGGGCCUGGGGAUCUGCCCGGCUGAGAUCCAGUGAGCAGAGAGGUCCCUGUCCUGCUGGGCCUGCGGGCCUGCCUGGCUGGGAUCCAGUGAGCAGAGAGAUCCCUGCCCUGCUGGGCCUGGAGAUCUGCCCAGCUGGUAUUGAGUGAACAUAGAGAUACCUGUCCUGCUGGGCCUGGGAAUCUGCCUAUCUGGGAUCUGGUGAGCAGAGAGGUCCCUGUCCUGGUGGGCCUGACAAUCUGCCCAGCUGGGUUCUGAUGAGCAACAAGAUUGCCAUCCUGCUGGCCUGGGGAUCUGUCGAGCUGGGAUCCAGUGAGCAGCAAAAUCCCCAUCCUGCUGGGCCUGGGGAUCCAGAGAGCAGCAGGUUCUGCUUGGCUGGGCUUACAGAUUUGGGAGCUGUUGGAUGGUUCCCACCAAGCCAACAUCUGAGCCCCCCGUGCUGGGUGGGGCUGUCUUUACGGAGAGAACCAAGGGGGAUCUCCCCACCCCCUUUGGCUUUGGAGCCCCCAGGAUGGUGACAGCAGGGUGCAGCCAGGACCUGGGACCAACAGCCUCCUUCAUGCUGGGACUGUCUCACCAACAAUGCCACCAGCCGGACUUGUAGGCUGGGGGCUGGGGGGAUUUUCUGAGUCAGGAAAC